CACAGAGCAUCAAGCACCACGUGCGCGCUAGCAUUGUUGACAGACGCACAACUCGUCACAAAGCGCACGAAACGCUCCCUUGCACUUGCGUGAUGAACUUCAAUGGCAUGGCUAUCUUGACUGGGCAUAAAUGCAUCGCGCUGUGGUUUAUUCUUCUGUUAACGCUUAUAUCUGUCGUAAUAUAUCUGGAUGGAGGUUUCGAAAAACAACCCUAUCUCAUGUUUGUUUUAUUCGCUAUUACUGAUGUCUUGUAUGUUUCUUCCAUAAUCUGGACGAUGAUAUCUUCCACAACAUUCACUCUUCCUCAGCGCUACAGCCAUUUGUACAAUUUUUUAUACUUUCACCGCGAUCAGACUGCUCAGCUUGUUUGUUUUCUACUCAAGAUUGCAUUCGAAUGUCUACUUUUCGCAAAAAUCGUUCUACUCAAGGAAGUGCCUGUUUUCAUUCUCCUUUGCCCGCUUUGGUUUAUUCUUUCUAUCAUUGUUUUUGAUCUCAGCAAACGAUUAUAUUCCAUACAACAAUAAAAAUAUUUCGAUUAG
Molecule: messenger RNA, 539 nt
Organism: Cylicocyclus nassatus
Lineage: Eukaryota; Metazoa; Nematoda; Chromadorea; Rhabditida; Strongylidae
Source: the annotation of a GenBank genome assembly